CCCACCCCCACGCCAUCUCAUUCUCAUUCUCUCUAUGUGUAUAUAUAUCAAACACAAUAUAUAUUUAUAUGUAAUCCAGGUCCUACUGUAUCUAAUAAUGUUUGUUCUUGAGAAAUGGUGAGUUUGAAUAUAAAAAUUUUCACAGAAGAUGAAAUGAGUUGGUGCUACUGAGUAAUAUAUACUGACUUCACGCGGAUCAAGAAAAUGCUGGGAUCCAACUGAACAUUUUUUUCACAGGGGGGCUGUUUGUUUUUUGUCUUGUUUUGGCCUAUUGGGAGUUCAAAUUUACUCUUUCUUGGAUUGAAUUUCAAGUUUUCAAUUCUACUCCAUAGUUUUCCCGCUUUGUUUGAUAUUUGCAGUGCAUCUGCUCUGCAAUGAAUUCAUUCCCCUGAGGGUCUUAUUCUCUCUGUUUUUUUUUUUCUCUUUUAUUUGCCCCCCUUCAUUUAUUCAUUUGAAAAAAGAAAGUUAAAAAAGAUGAAUGCUAGAGUGAGGACUAGUUUGCAGUCUAUGAAAACUCCAUCCAAGAAUGUAAAGGAGAAAGUGGAAAUGCAAGGAAACAAGAAAAUGGGUACUGAGAAAACACCUAUAAAUAGACGAAAAGCAAUCAGAGAAAGAAAGAUGGCAUUGUUACAAGAUGUUGAUAAGCUAAAGAAGAAACUCAGGCAUGAGGAAAAUGUCCAUAGAGCUCUCGAAAGGGCAUUUACUCGACCCCUCGGUGCUCUUCCUCGUCUUCCUCCUUAUCUCCCUCCGAAUACACUGGAGCUUCUCGCUGAAGUGGCUGUUUUGGAGGAGGAAGUCGUUAGGCUCGAGGAGAAAGUUGUGCAUUUCAGGCAAGGAUUGUAUCAGGAAGCCGUCUAUAUUUCGUCUUCCAAGAGGAAUAUGGAUUAUGUGACAGAUACCAUUGAACAAAAUCAAGUAAAGAGUCCGAAGCAGAAGCAAACAAAGUUAUCACCCCAACUGGAAUUGAAUUCAGCUUCAUUCUCGGGAAGACAUUUGCCUUCUCUCUCUGAUGACAGCUGCUUAAAAGAGAACAACUCAUGGUCUUCCACGAAAAGCAAGCACCGAUCAGUAAAUGCCAAUGUGAAAACUGUCAGAACUCCUGCUAAGAAGAAGCGCGUAGAUCCUCAGAAAUUGCAGAUGGAGGACCAAGCAAUGUAUCAGGGGAGUCUGGAAGAGAGAAUUUUUGUUACUCAAGUUAGAAAACCGUCAUCAGAUGAAAGUCCAAACACAAUCUCGGAAAAUAUUUUGAAAUGUUUGUCGAAUAUUUUCCUCAGAAUGAGCUCUAGGAAGAACAGGAGUACAGCAGAUACUUUGCCUUCAUUGACAGGAUAUAAUUCAUGUGAGAGCAUUGAGAAGAAAGAGUUUGGAGAUCCUUAUAGAAUAUGUUCAAAAUUUGAAAGGAGAGAUAUCGGUCCAUAUAAACAUUUAUAUGCAGUUGAAGCUUCUUCUAUCAAUCCAAAUCGAACAACAAUAUCUGUUUUCCUAGUUCGUAGACUAAAACUUUUGCUCGAGAAACUUGCAUCAGCAAAUUUACAGGGCCUUACCCACCAAGAAAAGCUCGCUUUCUGGAUCAACAUUUACAAUUCAUGCAUGAUGAAUGCCUUCCUGGAGUAUGGCCUACCUGAGAGCCCUGAAAUGGUUGUGGCAUUGAUGCAAAAGGCAACAAUAAAUGUUAGUGGCCACUUGCUUAAUGCCAUAACCAUUGAGCAUUUCAUUCUGAGGUUGCCUUAUCACUCGAAAUUCACUUUUGCAAAGGGCGUAAAGAAUGAUGAGAUGACCGCCCGCAGCAUCUUUGGUUUGGAGUUCUCUGAGCCACUGGUGACAUUUGCGCUCUCUUGUGGAAGUUUCUCCUCUCCUGCUGUGAGAGUAUACACCGCAGCAAAUAUUGAAAAUGAGCUUCAAGUUGCAAAGAAAGAGUAUUUGCAAGCAUCCGUUGGCGUUUCAACAUCAAAGAAAUUGGUAGCUAUACCAAAGCUGUUGGACUGGUAUCUGCUAGAUUUUGCAAAGGAUCUAGAGUCGCUACUUGAUUGGAUAUGCCUUCAACUUCCAAACGAACGUGGAAAAGAAGCAAUUAACUGCCUAGACAGAAGGAAUAACGAGCCUCUUUCGCAGGUUCUUCAGAUAGUGCCAUAUGAAUUUAGUUUCCGGUACCUUUUACACAUGUAAGUUUUGUUUUACAACAAUCUAUUAGACUUUUAGUGUUUGGUGGUAUAGAGGGGGGAUACAGAUACAUAGUUAAGUGUAUAUUUUGUAAGUAAGUUUUGACACUUUUAAGGAGUAAUUAUUUACAAAGUUCGGCAUUCUUGCUAGGAUUUUCCU
Lycium ferocissimum is the source of this 2319-nucleotide messenger RNA. RefSeq lists its product as uncharacterized. NCBI's taxonomy places the organism in Eukaryota, Viridiplantae, Streptophyta, Magnoliopsida, Solanales, Solanaceae. Bases 475 to 2166 code for a protein of 563 amino acids. The transcript has 11 exons. The record is from RefSeq and is a predicted model, not a curated record.